Xenopus laevis (African clawed frog) is the source of this 1102-nucleotide messenger RNA. RefSeq names its product coiled-coil domain-containing protein 126-like. Lineage: Eukaryota; Metazoa; Chordata; Amphibia; Anura; Pipidae. The record is from RefSeq and is a predicted model, not a curated record. The transcript has 2 exons. The coding region runs from base 527 to 949 and encodes 140 amino acids.
GAUAAACUUGAUUAUUUCAGAAGCAAUGUAUUUAGAAAGUAUCAAACAUCAGUAUGAGGAAGCUUAUAUUAAAUUUUCAUUUUCAAUGGUUCCCCCUUUAAUAGUAUCCAGAUCAUUUUCCAGUCUGACAAAAUGUUUUCUCAUAUCUGGUAUUUUCCACCCCUUUACAGAUAGGACUGAGAAUUCUCCCAUGAAAAGCAGGACAGUUGGGAGGUAUCAUAUUACCUGCAGAGAACCUGAUAAGUUGUUUGAAUACAGGUGGAUUUGCACUUUGUCACGACCGGGAAUCAAUGGAAUGCGUAGGCUUUUUACACACUGACAGUAUGAGAAACACUUUUAAUGUAAUAUACACUAUAAUGCUAUAUUAUACUUUAAUGCAUUGCCUACCUGUUAUUGUUAGGUAUCUACAGAUAAGCAUCAGGCACCACGAGAGUCAUUUCCAGGAUGAUCUGCACAGACAGAUUUGACUGUCACCGCUUUUUGUGAAUCCUGGGGACACACCUGAUUCCUGACAUCUGCUGAAAUCAUGAUUUUAACGUUUUCAAGAAAGUCUGUCUCACAGAAACUGAGUAUUUUACUCCUUGCUUUUGGAUUCGUCUGGGGACUGAUGUUGCUGCGCUACACGUUCCAGUAUCCGAGACACCAGAGCAGCGAGGAGCUCAGAGAUGAAAUAUUAGACUUGAGCAGAAGAUAUGUCAAAGCUUUGGCUGAGGAGAACAAAGAUCUAAUGAAUGGUGGAAAUGGAGGCUCCAUGGCAGGAUAUGCUGACUUGAAGAGAACAAUUGCUGUCCUUUUGGAUGAUAUUCUACAGCGGCUUGGAAAGCUAGAGAACAAAAUUGACUACUUUGUAGUGAACGGAUCAUCCAAUAAUAGCACCAAUAGCACUGGUGGAAAUCCUGUCCCACUAACUACAAGUAAACGUGUGAAUACGUCCGCAAACAAGAGAUAGCAAGAGAGUGCCAUUCUGGUUAUUUCAUCAGGCUGAGUACAUCUUUACGUGCUACGAAAUUGGCAUUUCUGGCUAGAUCUGUGCUUUAUUUUGGUUUGCCAAGUAAGCAGCUAUAGCAUAUAAUGCAAUACUCAACUGUUUUAUCGGCGGCAC